Messenger RNA from Babjeviella inositovora NRRL Y-12698, 1912 nucleotides. RefSeq names its product Rxt3p (gene RXT3). The record is from RefSeq and is a predicted model, not a curated record. The coding region runs from base 32 to 1471 and encodes 479 amino acids. Lineage: Eukaryota; Fungi; Ascomycota; Pichiomycetes; Serinales. The transcript has a single exon.
CUUCCAUCCAUCGAUCAUAUAAUACCGUACAAUGUCCAAGCCUAACGAAUCAGGGAUCAAGCUCCCGCCUAUUUCCUUUUUAUCCUCAUUAAACAACCCGCAGCCUUCGACGUCGCCCCCACGGCCUGUCGCAGCGUCGCCACAAGGCUACGUCGCCGGCCCGCGUUACAGCUUUGGGGCCAACACCGAGGAUCAUGUGUUGAAGAGACCCAAAAUCGAGCUAUCCACUGGCAUCAGCCUUCCCAGACCGAUUUUGGAUAUUGACAGACGAAAGCAAAACGAGGACGAGCCGUACCCGGCCGGCACCUUUGGCCAGGCUUUGCCCUCAGUAAACGCUCUCCCGCACCUCUCACAGCCAUUCGCUGAAUCCAGCGCGGCGCAGACGCUUUUAAAUCCGCUCAAUUCGCCGCCUAAGCCUGAUGUGGACGACACCAUCGUGAACAAGUCACUUGUGGAGGACACCAUCGUCAGCAAAUCGCUUGUGGAGGACACCAUCCUCGCAAACAAGUCUACAAACGACGAUACCCAAAUUGCGGACCAGACGAUUCUUCCAGCCCACUCAGAGCGCCAGGACAUACUUGAUAGGGCCAGCUCCCCCCCUGCGACCAAGGAGGAUAUCUUGAACGGAGAUGCACGGAGUGGAAAAGGGUUUGUGCGGGCAGCCACCACGUAUGACAACUCGGAUAUCCUCACAUUUAUCCAGAAGUUCCCCCGCAGACAUCUCGGGGCGAUUAUGUACACCUCAAAACCGACGCCGGAAUCGCUGCCGUUGCAUUUGAAUUUGACUCCAGAGGACUUGUUCCGCAUGCGCAAGCGGCAGAAGGCGUACAGACAGAAAGAGAGCGGGACAGUGCGGGUGAUUCCGCUUUUGCCUGUGUUGUCCAACUAUCUCAACUGUCUCAUCGACAUCAAGAUCCCGUACCACUACUUGUUGCAGAAGGAGGAGAUCUGGGACCGGCGCCAGGUGUGGGGGACCCAGAUCUAUACCGAUGACAGCGACGUGUUGAACAUCUUAAAGCACAUGGGCGUGUUUGGUUCCUUCAAUCCGUAUGUAGACCGGAUUGCGCGUGCGGAGGAGACGGAGGAAGCGACUUGCAACGAUUUUCUCCGCUUGGAUGUCCUGGGUGCGGUCAGGAAGUCGAUCCAGUACAAUCUCAACUUGAAGAAGGCUCUCGUGAAAAGCGGGCACGUGGCAGGCGACUCUAUCAAUAACAACCACGUCAUCGGCGACUUGACUGUGACGCUUCUCGUGCUUCCUCCGUUGACGGCAUAUCAUGGGAGGUUCCAGAACGGGAUCAACUCGCGGCUGUGGACCGAGUCGCCUCAUAACGGGAUGAGUAUUGCGGUUUACGGUAUCAGCUUUGAGAAUCUUAACGAGUCGGCGGCGGAUAGUCAUUAUUACCACAAGCAGGGUAUGAAGGAGGUGGAGGAGGUGAAGGUGGCGGGAGUGAGAACAAGGGCGGGUGCGUAGUAUGUGAAGGCAAGCAAAGGCAGAUGAAAGCAGGCAGAGACAAGGAAAGACAGGUGGAGGCAAGCGAUUGAGGUGCAAGUUAAGCCGGGUGUGAUUCAGCAGCUCUCAAGACUAAAAGAGUGGGUAGCACGAGCCAAGGCCGCGAUAGUCGAGACACUCGAGGAAUGGGCUGAAUAAACAUAGAACGCCAAUGUCAGAAAAGGAUGCUCUUGGAUACAGCGUAUUCAUGUUAAACUUUACGGUAUAUCGUACUGCUUUUGUGGUAAAUACCAUGUUUUAGCACUGGUGAAAUACCUGGGAAUUAUAUGUGCAAUUCAGUAAUUCUGCUUAGCAAACCUGUGAGAUUAAUGGGAUGGAGAUUCCGGUUGUGUAGGCUGAGCGCUUGAUAAUAUAUUUUUAAAUUGGACUAGAAGUCGCAAAUAUCCAUAAUAUAGUUUCGAG